Messenger RNA from Polychytrium aggregatum, 2832 nucleotides. RefSeq names its product Lecithin:cholesterol acyltransferase-domain-containing protein. Gene Ontology annotation, cellular component: cytoplasm. The record is from RefSeq and is a predicted model, not a curated record. The coding region runs from base 340 to 2466 and encodes 708 amino acids. NCBI's taxonomy places the organism in Eukaryota, Fungi, Chytridiomycota, Chytridiomycetes, Polychytriales. The transcript is spliced from 6 exons. Gene Ontology annotation, biological process: lipid metabolic process.
CAUCCACCCUCCACAUCCCCCACAUCUUCCACAUCCCCCGCGACUUCCACAUCCUCCGCGACUUCCGCUUUUGCCGCCAGCGGCCUUUCUUCGUCCUCUCCAUCGUCCGCAGCACCCGUUUGCGGCUUGUGCCUCCAUCAACGAGCCUCAUCCCACAACCCUGUCCCGAGCACAUCGUCCUCAUCUUCGCUGACCAAACCCACAAUCCGCUGACCUCUUUACCGUCGCUCGAGAGCCUGAUCAAGAGACUCAGUUUUACACCACCGCCUCUCGCCGAACCUCUCAUCGCCUCAUCCCCCCUUCUGUUGCUUGCUUGUUCGCGUCGCUCGUCGUCUUUCGAUGCCCUCAGAAGGCCUCCUCCGUCGCAGAAACAGAAGCUCCGUCUCGGGCAUCCUCACGGUGCCGCUCUCACCUCGUGAGAGCAGCGCCGUGAGCCCCGUUGCUGCCCCUUCGGCCGCUGCUUCGCCAGCCGUUGUGGUUGAAGAGGCUCCUCUGACCCAGACCACCACCAUUUUUGACUAUCGACGUCUGUUCUUCUUUGGCGGUAUCUUUGUGGGUCUUGCUCUCACAACCCUGCUGGGAGCUCGCUACGGGCCCCCGAUCCAGUUCCCUCCGCCUUCAAACCUCACCAACAUCCCAGAAUACCUCUACACCGUACUGGGUGAUGUCGAUCUCUCGUCGCUUCUACCCAACUCCUCCAACCUGAUGACACCUUCCGAAGUCCUCGGCAACCUGACAGACUCGAUCGCCAACUUUUCGCUCUUUUCCAACAGCGACAACACCGAUCCCAACAGCGAGUUUUUGCCUGGGCUGAUCCUGGCAGAGCAGGGAAUGCAGGCCAAGCACCCCGUCGUCCUGAUACCCGGCAUCGUGUCAACCGGCCUUGAGGCCUGGAAUCCGCCCCUGGCCAGCAAGAAUGGGAACGACAUCUCCGGCGGCGAGCAGAAGCAAAAGCAGAGCUGUGGCCAAAAGUACUUCCGGAAGCGACUCUGGGGAACCCUUAACCAGUUCCAGGCUAUUCUUAUGGACAAGAACUGCUGGAUCAACCACAUGAAACUGGACGAGGAAACGGGCUUGGACCCACCGGGCUUCCGGCUGCGCGCCGCACAGGGCUUGGAUGCGGCCGACUAUCUGUUCCCAGGUUAUUGGGUAUUUGCGAGGCUUAUUUCAAACUUUGCCGCCAUCGGAUACGACAACAACCAAAUGAUGCUUGCGUCCUACGACUGGCGCUUGGGCUUUGCCAACAUGGAAAAGCGCGACCAAUACUUUUCGAGACUCAAGUCCUCGAUUGAAAUCAUGGUCAACUCCAACCCUGAUCGCGCCAAGGCCGUGCUGAUCUCACAUUCCAUGGGGUCCAGUCUGACGUUUUACUUCCUCCACUGGGUAUCCAGUCCCGAAGGCGGCAACGGCGGUGCCGACUGGAAUGAAAAGUACAUCCAUGGAUGGGUCAACAUUGCCGGCGCCAUGCUGGGCGCUCCCAAGGCCGUCUCGGCGUUGCUCUCGGGCGAAAUGCGAGACACUGUCCAGUUGAACCUCUAUGGUGCCUCCUUUGUAGAACGAGUCUUCCCUCGCCACGAGUUUGCGGCCCUAUUCCGCAGCUGGGGCGGUGUGGCCUCGAUCUUGCCAAAGGGCGGCGAGUACAUCUGGGGCCGUGCCGGAAUGCCGGCCCCAGACGAGCCCGAGGCAGAUCGUUGGUCGCCUUCCGAGCAAGUCACUUCCUUCUCGUCCAUGAUCACAGUAACAACCCCUCAGUACACCGAGGACAUGACCGCGACCGCCAGCGUCGACCGUGUCCUCUCGCGCAUCAGCGAUGCUGUGACGACUCGAUGGGCCAAGACUUACGGCAACUUCUCGUCGGUCGCCACAUCCAAGCAGCAGCUGCGUGAUGCCGUCAACGACCCGACGACCUGGUCGAACCCGCUUAUGGCACCGCUGCCGCGAACAAAGGCCGAUUUCCGUCUCUACUGCAUGUACGGCGUCGGUCUGAAGACUGAACGCAAGUACUUUUACAAGUUCGAGCAGCGGAGCCUGAAGGACGACGCCCUGGCUCAGUGCCUUGCACACACUCCCAAGGACUGCAACUCGAGCUAUGUUCUUGACUACACAGUGAACGACAGGGAGCUCUCGAUCGAAAACGGCUUCCAGCUCAGUGAUGGCGAUUCGACUGUCCCGUUGAUCUCUCUUGGGUACAUGUGUGCCGACGGAUGGAAGCGGAAACGGUACAAUCCCCGUAACAUCAAAGUCAUCACACGGGAACACCUCGAUCGCUCCGAGUUUGGAGUCACCAACCUCCGAGGUGGCCCCUCGACAAGCACGCAUGUCGAAAUCCUAGGCAACCACGCCCUCAUCGAAGAUAUCUUGUCGAUUGUCUCUGGCACCGACGGAGAUGGUCUGCAAGACGAGUACAUCUCGGACAUCCAGGCGAUCUCGAGCCGAGUCCAGCUGCCAGAGGGCCUCGACAACUGAUUUUUAUCCUCCAUAGAGCACCGAUAGACUUACAGAAUCAUUGAUUUUGUGCAUCAUGCGUCGAGACAACGCAUAUACAAGUGGUUGAAUACCUGUGUUUGCUUGUCUCUGCAAGCAAACAAGCUGGCUGUUUUUUUUUUUUUUUGAUUGUGUUCUAUCUUGCUUUCUGCCUUUGCAUGGCUCCGCUGUUAUUCCUCCCCUCGAUUUGCACUCUUGUUAGAUGCCUCUCCAGGCAGCUCUGGCUUUUUUCUCAACCGGGCUUUGUGUUCAGAGGAAUCCCUGCGCCCAUAUCUUUCAGGCAUUGCCUAGAUCUCAUCAGUAAAGUAACUCCUUCAAGGCACAGCGGAAGCAACAGCAGCUGUGAUA